Molecule: messenger RNA, 626 nt
Organism: Daphnia carinata
Lineage: Eukaryota; Metazoa; Arthropoda; Branchiopoda; Diplostraca; Daphniidae
Gene: PDCD-5
Product: programmed cell death protein 5-like
Exons: 4
Coding region: 134-517 (127 amino acids)
Cellular component (GO): cytosol; nucleus
Molecular function (GO): DNA binding
Source: RefSeq, a predicted model, not a curated record
UCUCCGCCACUCUCAAGACUCUGGCACUCCAGCACGUCCAGCAGUAGACAGUCACUUUCGUUUGCCUUUUUGGGGUUUUGCAUGUAAUUUAUCUCCUUCAGUUUUUAACCAGAAUAGUGAAGAUUGGUUCAAGAUGGCGGACGAUGAACUGCAAGCAAUCAGGGCACAGAGGAUGGCCGCAAUGCGUCAACAGCAACAACAGAACCACGGAGAUCCGAAUCAAGCUGCCCAGAAACAAGAAGAUGAAAGAAAGCAACAAGAGGAUAUGAAAAAUAGCAUCUUGUCACAAGUUCUUAAUCAGCCUGCUAGAGCACGAUUGAACACUAUUAGACUUGCUAAACCAGAAAAGGCAGCCAUGGUGGAAAACUUGCUUGUUAAUAUGGCAAGACGAGGACAGAUUGGAGGCCAGUUGGGGGAAACUGAACUUAAAGGUUUGCUGGAACAAGUAAGUCAGCAAACCAAACAAGAAACGACCGUCAAAUUUGACCGGCGGCGAGCUGCGCUCGACGAUGAUUGAAUGAAAAUACGAAUUGGUUCUCUAGACCUUUUGGUUCUGUACAUACUUUCCUUUUUGAUGAUUUGCUGAAAAAGUCUGAAAUACACAGUCUUAAGCUUCUUCCAAAUAA